AUGCCGUCCAGACCGAGGAAGACCCGGGAGCUUCGGGGCCACGUGAGCCACGGCCACGGCUGCCCCAGCCAGCACCGGAACCCCCGGGAGCCCCGGGGUGAUGCAGGUGGCAGGCAUCGCCACAGGAUCAACCUCGACAAACAUCACCCAGGUCACUUUGGGAAAGCUGAUAGGAGGCAUUGCUACUGAAAGAGGGACCAGAGCUUCUGCCCCACUGUCAACUCUGACAAGCUGUGGACGUGGAUCGGUGACCAGACCAGGGUAAAUACUGCCAAAAACAAGACCGGAGUUGCCCCCAUCCCUGAUGUUGUGCGAUGCGGCCACUACAGAGUUCUGGGGAAAGGAAAACUGCCUAAGCAGCCUGACAUCAUGAAGGCCAAAUUUUUCAGCAGAAGAGCUGGGGAGAACAUAAAGGGUGUUGGGGGCGCCUGUGUCCUGGGGACUUGA
Messenger RNA from Jaculus jaculus (lesser Egyptian jerboa), 447 nucleotides. Its product is annotated as 60S ribosomal protein L27a-like. The record is from RefSeq and is a predicted model, not a curated record. Gene Ontology annotation, molecular function: structural constituent of ribosome. NCBI's taxonomy places the organism in Eukaryota, Metazoa, Chordata, Mammalia, Rodentia, Dipodidae. Gene Ontology annotation, cellular component: cytosolic large ribosomal subunit.